Messenger RNA from Cuscuta epithymum, 12502 nucleotides. The record is from the annotation of a GenBank genome assembly. NCBI's taxonomy places the organism in Eukaryota, Viridiplantae, Streptophyta, Magnoliopsida, Solanales, Convolvulaceae.
AACGAAACUGGCUACUCAGAUGUUAUUUACACAAACCCUACACUAUUUUUCAUAGAUCUGCAUCCAACAACGGCAACAGUCUGAGCGAUAAUCCGUAUCCACCACCGUAUACUUAGAUAUCGAAGGGCCAGGCGACACCCCCAGCCACCACCAUUGCGUCCAGCUCCAGUCCAUCUUCAACGGCGACAGCCCCAGCCACCACCGUUACUUCCAGCUAUGGUCCAUCUCCAAUGGCGACACCCCCAGCCACCAUCGUUACUUCCAGAUGCGGUCCAUCUCCAGCGGCGACACACCAAGCCACCACCGUUACUUCCAGCUCUGGUCCAUCUUCAGCGGCGACAACAACCCACAAGCAACGACGUCCCAAAUUGAGUCAGAACUAUCACACCGGCCACGUUCUCCACCUAUAACUGGUCUCACGUCCUCUUUUCUUGAGUUUAGGUUAGAUUUCCAUCUGAUUUUUCUUGUGGCUUUGCUGGUCUUUCAGUUGGUAUGGAAAUUGGCAUCAUAUGUGACACAGGUGUGAGGGUUGGAGUUGCUUUUGGACUUUGUAGAAUCUACCAGCCCCUCCAUGUAGAAUCUAAAUGCAAAAUAAAUGAUAGAGUUUCACUUUUGCCCAAUGGUGCAGCCCCUCAGUUUUGACGAUGUCAAAACUUUUACAAUUCACAUCCCCUGGAUCCACAUCGGUUCUUGAACCGAUGUUAAAUGUCUUUUUUGACCGAUGUGAAAAGUGAUUUUUGUACUAGUGUUCCCAAUUAUUCCUGCUAUUUUUUGGCAGGUUGGGCCAGAAUAGCACUUGGGUUGUCCAAACAUUUUUAUCAACUUUGGUUGGCACCUUAUUUGGGUUUCUAUAAUUAUCACGAUGACCUAACUAAAUAUUUGGUAGCCCAUUCUCAUAUAUUGGACCCGAUAAAUAAUUUAAUUAAUCACGCAUUAAUUAAAUAUACUGAUUAUGUUAUAGGAUUUUAUUCACUAGGAACUUCAAAUACAUAUCAAAUUCCAAAUUCAAGUACAUCCGGGUGCGGUGUCACAUCAUAUGAGUGGAAGCACCUGAGUCAGGAUACCAAACAGCUGGAGUGGAUUCACCAGUGGAGACAGCAAGUGCAGGAGUCGAAGCUUGAACAAAACGAGACGGACAUGAAACAGCUGAGUGGCCUAGAGAGUGACAAAUUUGACAAACGACAGGUGGAGGAACUGAACCAAAAUUAUUCUCAAGAGAUGGAGAUCCUGCAUAAGCAUAGUUAGUACAAAAAGUAGAUAGAGCAGGAGUAGAAAACGAUGACUCAAUCGUAUUACAUAAAACUGUACCAUGACCCCAAUGAUUUGGCUGAGGAGGCCCUCGACCGGAUGAUGGCUGUUGUGGAUGUUGCGUAGCCUGACCGUAGUAGGUCGGAGGCUGGCCGUACCCAGACUGCUGCUGCUGGUACCUGCAACGGCCAUAACCACGACCUCGGUUUCCGCGUCGACCGCCAUGUCCUCCUCGAGAGGGCUGCUGCUGUGGAUCGCUAGAGGAAGAGCCGGCAUGUCCACCCCCUGUUGAGGAAGGUGCAGCGAAAGCCGGAGUAUUAGCCAUCGGUUCCAAGGACUGUUGGUAGCGUAGGCGUGCCUCUUGAUGUACCAAUUUUGUACCCAAUUUGUCAAAAGUGAGCCCUUCAGGAAACAAGGUCAAGGGUCCAACCAGUGAUUCAUAUCCCGGUCCCAAUCCUAAAAGAGUAUAUUGAAUGAGAUCAACAUUGGAGAUCGACGAGUUGAUGGAGGCCAAAUUAUCAGCAAGAGUUUGAAUUCCACGAACGUACACCUCCAUGGAUUGAUUCUACUUUUUGGUGUGAGACAACAUCUGUUUCAACUCCAUGGCGCGAGCAAGACUGGCAGCCAUGAAUCGAGACUCCAAUCGUUCCCAAAUGGCAAAAGAAUAUUUCAAGGUAUGAACCUCCAUCAAAAUUUCACGGGAUAGGGUAGCAAAUAACCAAGCACGCACAGUUUGGUCCAAUUUCAACCAAUGAUAAUAUUCAGGAUUAAUAGAUCGAGCCUGAUAUAAAUCAUAGGUAUACAGAGGUGGAGCUGGUAGAGACCCAUCAAGAAUGCCCAAAAGACCGUUAGCCACCAGAAAAGACUCAAAUUGGGUUCGCCAGGGCAGAUAAUCUUCGACUUUUAGCAAUUUGGAGGUCACAAUUUGUGCAAUUGAGGCUCCAAAAGUCAUACCUUGAGCCAAAGUAGCAUAAGAAACAGGGAGAGAAUUAUCUACCGGCCGUCGAUGCUCAAUAGUCCAAGCCGGUUGUGGCAUGAACAACCCGGGACUGCCGGACAGUGUGGGACCGGCGAAUCGUGCUCGAGCAGCACCGGAAUCACCCAUCUUGGCCUGCGAGUCGGCUGUAAACAGCGGCGGCAUGUCUAACGGAGGCGGCUACAGCGUUGGUGGCGUCGGAGUCCAUGUAAAAAUAGGUGGCACCCAUGAAGAAGAAAGCGGCGAGAUCGGAACAUCAUCGGUGAUGAUGGACGUCUGCGGCGGCGCUGAGGAGGUGGGUCGCGUCUGUUGAGCCGCGCUCAAAACUGCCGUCUCAACCGCCAUGGUUGACCCGGCGGAGGCGACUAUUGUUUCGGCAGCAGCGGCGGUCGUAGUUGGAGAAGCCAUUGAAAAAAAAAAAUUAACUGGCUAAAGACCUAGAGCUCUUGAUACCAUGUGAGAAUAAUGGGAAGACUUGCCAAUGUGGUAGCCCUAGGUGUCAUAUAUAAUAAUAAAAUUUAUCCUGAAUACAUUAGGAAACUUAAUAAAGAUGGAAACCUAAUUAAUGAGUAUUAAUUACACUAUUAAGUACUUCAUCCGCUCUUAAGUGAGUGCAUUAUAAUAUUGAAUUUUACAUUAUUCACAUGUUCUGUUUUGAUUACGCUUUAUUUCUUAAUAUAUUAAUAAACUAUUUAAAAAAAUUAAAUUUGUGUGAUUGUAAAUUUUCAAAUUUUGAAUUGUUUAAUUUAUUAAUAGAGAAUAAUAUUGCGUAUAUAAUAAGGUCAAAGUUUUGCAUUGGCAAACAUGACAAACGGACUGUAGCACUUCUUUAAGAAGAAAGUAUAACUUUAAGAGCCCGUUUGGUGACUCUGAUUUUUUGUUUAUCAAGUUUAUCAGUCAACAUUUUCACCAAACACGUAACUUUUGAUUUCGAGCACUGAAUUGUGUAAUUAUAAGAAAAAAUAAGGUUGUAGUUAUUGUAGAAGAUCAUUUUAAUUGUUUUUCAUAUAAAUUUGGCUUUAUCUUACCAAUAAAAUAUAGUUUAAAUAUAGUUAAUAUUACCCGAAAUAGGACUAAAAACGUUUGAAAAUUCCAAAAUAGGAUUGCCAUAUUUUUAUUCUCAAAAAAGGAAGUCUGGUAUUGUCAUGUUUUGGCAGUACCAGACUUCAAACAUGACAGUAUUUUCCAAACUUGACAGUAAUUACUCCUAUUUUGGGAAUAAAAAAUAUGGCAGUCCUAUUUUGGAAUUUUCAAACUGUUUUAGUCCUAUUUCAGGAACUUUCCCUAAUUUUCUCAUAAAUCUGCAUAAUCAGACAAUUCAAUCACUUCAGGCAGAACUUCAUAAAUUUCAAUAAAAUCAGAUAAUACAGUCGAUUUUAGUGUUAUCAAACGCGCUUUAAGGAUUCUUUCUAUCCAAAAAAUACUAUUAUCAUCGUAUUCGAAGAACGGGGACUUAUGGAUAUGACUGAAUCUUUUCUUAGACCAGUAUCUCUCCUAAGCUUUUGCUUCUACUUAUCUAUAUCUAUAUCUAUAUAAUAUAAUAAAGCAAACCCCCAAAGAACCCUUUAGAGGAAUUCUUGACAUGUGGCAACAUCCUUUGUAUAAAAGAAUGACAUGUGACAACACAAUAAAUUAAAGAAAAAGCUAUUCAACUUCCAAAAUUCUACUCUUAUGUAUUCCAAUAUUAUAGAAAAUUUGCUCUAUAUAAAAUUAGGUAAAAUUUUAGGCGAAAUUUUGCACUCGCCGGUAUUACAAAAUCUGAAUACUCCAAAAUAAAAAUAAUUAAUGAUUUUUAGCCACUAUAAAAAAAAUAUUACUCUCUAUUUCUUUUCUUAUAAACUCUUGGAGAAUUCUCCCUUAUUCAAGCUUUUUAUAAAUUAUUUCUUAUUCUUUCAAAAAAAAUUGUUUCUUGAUUCUUUCCAAUGUCUCAUUAAUUUUCUCCGACAUUUCUUUUUUCUUCUAUUCACUAAGUUUGUGUAGCUUUAAAUAUUACAAUGCAUGUGUAGUUCUAAAUCAUUCUUACAAUAUUGUCCCUACUUUUUCAUUUUAACAUUAGCUAGAUAAACUCUUUUUUUUAAUAAUUGCACAUGUCUCGAUCUUAAUUCGUAAGGGGACAAAUGUGAUAUUACUCAUCUGCUCAUAUUUAUUUAUUCGGCGCAAUUUAUGUUCACGUUGUUAAAUGGGUUAGCAGCGCACUCCAUUGUAACCGAAAUUUCUGUUUUUUUCUGGUUUAUUAACACUGGUAACACACAAAAUAUACUUCUUUUGUUCCAAUUUUUCUUGGAGUACAUUGGGUGCAUGAUUGCUUUUGGAUAAGCUUUAAAAAAAUUGUGGAUGUCAAUUUGUUGCUUCAAUUUGUGGAUGAUCAGUUAAGACAUUAUUAGGAUAAGUUUAAAGACAUUAUUAUAAUAUUUGAAUAAAAACAUAGGAGUAUAAAAUGUUAAUAGGAUUUAAAAAAACACAUAGAUUUUUCUUAAAUAUCCAUGUUUUUUUGGAAACCAACUACCAAAAAAACACAUUGAUUCUAUGAAACCAACUGCCAAAAAACUUCAUAGUUUUUACUUUAUAGUUUAUGUUUUAUUGUUUAUGUUAAAUUAAAUUUUUAACUAAAAAAACUUUUAACUUCAUAGUUUUCACACUAUAAAAACUUUAUAGUUUUUACUUUAUAGUUUAUGUUUUAUUGUUUAUGUUAAAUUGAAUUUUUAACUAAGAGCUUUAGUUAAAACACUUAGACUCUUAGUUUAGCUGCAUCAACAAGCUUGUAAACUUUAGCUAUUUAUAGCUAAAAAACAAUUCUUGAAAGGAAAUUGUAGCUAACUGUAAGGUUAAACUGAUGCUCCCUUUUUGGUGACUGGUCAAACCGAUGCUUCAGAAAAUUUAUGCUCAAUUGAUUUUCCUUUGUUGGAUGCUGGUCAAACCCAUUCUCCCUUUCCGGUGGCUGGUGAAGCCGGAUCUUUUAGUUGUAAUUUUUUAUUUUCUUUUUGGAGUAGCAAGAAGAGCAGCAAAUCUGUUAGGGUAGACUACAUUAUUGCGGGGUUAGCGAUCUGGAAGAAUUUCUUGGAUCUGUUCCGUUCUAUGUCUCAUCCCAUUGUAGUCUUAGGCUAUUCAUUCUCUUGUUAUCUUUGCUAUCGUUUAAUAAUAAAUUAGUUAUUUGAUUAAAAAAACAUAUUUAAUUCACUAUUAGUAAAAAGUUAAAAAAAACUCACAGACGAAACAAUUUUAUCAUACAAUCGAUUAGUACUGCGUAUUUUGUUUGUGACUUUGUGAGCACUAGAUUUUCACCCGUGCAUUGCACGGGACAUAAAUAAUGUAAUAACUAUAUUACCCUUAUUUGUUAAUAUUAUUAAUUAUUAAUUCAUGUAUAAAUGUAUGCAAAUAGUAAAGACGUAAUAUACACAACAAAUUAUAGUUAAGAAAAUUACAAUUACGACUCUUUGAGGGUGUUUGGAAAAUGGUGUUUCGGUAAAAAAAAUGGCAGUUUGACCCCCUUUAGUGUUUUCAAUAAGUGAAAACAUUGUUUGAUAAAUAGUUGUUCCGUGCAUGAAAGUGUUUUUUUGUUUAUUCAAAUUUGUAUAACAACUAUGAAAUAUUACAAAUUACUAUCUGCUUUUAAUAGUAUAACAUGUUGUAUCUAUUUUCUCAUAUUUUGGAUGUACUUAUAUAAUAUUUACAUGCAAGUUUUAAAUAAGUGUUAUGCAUUGAUCUACUAAAACAUGUUCCAGGAUUUUAAAAUUUGUACAAUAGCACCUUCUAUGGUUAUAUAAGUUGUACUGACAGAACUAAAAAGCCUUGUGAUGCUCAUUUUCUUACUUAUUAUGAGUAGUUUAAGUUUCAACUGUUAAGAGUAUUGAUUUGAUCAAUCCCAAUACAACUACAAUGUUGAACUAUAGCUUCCAUUCUGCUUAAUGGCCAUUUUAGCCCCAAAUAUAUAAACUUUCUGAUCUGUAAUACGAAGUACCAUUAUGCCUACUGGUUAUUCUAGACCUUCACGUUAAAUUAUUGGUCAGUUGACGGCCAUAUUUUUAACUUAAUCUAGUCUUAGUUCUUUCUUAAUUUACUCUGUUUAUAACUCAAUUUCUUAUGCAGUACUUAUUAUCUAUGCUCAUUCUAUAAUCCACCUGUCGAUUGAUUCAUGCAUUUGAGCACACAUUCUUAAUUUUUAAUAAUCUGCAUGUGAUUGGCAAAGCAUUGUCUAGUCUUAUUUAAAACACUAACUAUCUUAUUAUACAAUAUUUCUAUGUCAUUUUAAAAGGACCUUGUGAUGUAUCUAUUUAUAAAAAUUUCUGUAAAAGUGAUUUGAAAGUAUAGUGUUUAAUAGUAUUCUAACAUACUUUAUUUUCAAAAACGUAAGGGUCAUUAAACAAAAAAAUAUGAUUGUAUUAUGUGGGAUCUAAUUGAGAUGCGUUUUAACAUGCUAUCAUCUGUUAUAUUUGAGGUCUAAUCCAAAAAGAUUGUUUAUAUAUAUAAAAUGUAUAUUCGUAGGAUCAUGGACCAGAAUAAGGUGCCCAAAUGUAAUUAUUAAUUAGUUAAGGUAAGCGACUUCAAGGUGUUACUUUUCCAUGGUCAAAAUCUCAGGCAUGAUCUUCAUCAUCUUAACUUUUAAGUAGAACUCUUUGCUUUUAAAAUCCCAUCAAAGCAAGGUUGUUUCUCAAAUAAACUGCUGACUAAAUCUGUGCCUAUGUUUAUGUAAUGAGCAAUCUAAAUGUUGACUAAAUGUGAAUCUGUAUUUCAAAAUGGACCUAGUAGGGUUGUUGAUUUACUUCACUCAUAUAUUUUAGUUCUGAAACCUUAAGGUGUAUAAAACUAAAUACCAAAAUGAUCUUAGUUUUACCUUUCAGAUUUACCUUUUGUUGUUGCAUUGAUUAUGUUAGAGAAACAUAAUUUCCCAUGCUAUCUGUGUAUAUCAAUCUGCCAAAAAGAAUACAAAAAAAAACAAAACUUAGAUGAAAUGAAAAAUAAUUUCCCACAUCCCUCUUUUGGUUGAUGAACCUGCCAUUGAUUAAGAAGCAGCAACAAUUGCUUGUGAAAUGCUUGCUGGUGGUGUGGUUUGCAAUCCAUAUUGGGGUAUUUAUGGGGCAGAAUGGACUAAUGGAGUGGCUUCUCAUAACAAAUACUCCGUAGGUUUAACCAUUGAUCCAUUGAACAAAAAUCUUCACUAAAGAUUUUGUAGUACACUCAAUAAAUGAGCCAAGCAUCGGCCAACACCAAUACAUUAAACUUGUUCUCUGAGCUUUGAUUUAAGGAUAUUGAAAUGACAUUCAAGGAUUUUGUAGUACAACUUAAUUAAUUCGAAAUUUUCUGUAGCCCUUUUUUAAUAUUAAAUUUGGUCCUCCUUUACCAUUGUGAUUCGUGCAGCCCCACUUGGUGUCCCAGCUUAAUUAAUUUGAUAUGACUGUAGCUCUUUUUUAAUAUUAAAUUUGGUCCUCUUUUAACCUUUGUGAUUUGUGCAGCUCCAUUUGGUGUCCUUUUUAUUGAGCCUCACAAUGCUUUCUUGGGUAUUGGACAUGCAUUUAAUGCCAAACAAUCUCGGGCCACAGAAGCUGUACAAAUACACCCAACCAACCCAGAACAGCAUAUCAGCAUGAAACAAUCUGUCAUCAAGCUUUGUAGACCCGACCCGACCCGCUUCUAACCCGACCCGACCCAUUGAUGUGACGUUUUUAGGCGGGAUUACUGUGCAGUUUUUCUCCUGUUGUAUAAUAGAAGAUGUUAGAUAAUGAUUAUGCUUUAACCAGGGGUGGAUCCAGUAAUUUGAGAAGCCCUGGACUGAAUAGGAGUUUUACUAGGCUUUAAUAUCAGAGGGGUGGGCUAAAUAUGAAAAAUGAAAAAAUUUACACUAAAAUAUUUGAAAAUUUUCUAAGUUGGUGUGGGCUUCACCCUACCACAGCUAUAGGUUGAAAAUUUCCCCUCGCUUUAACAUUGUAUCGUCAUUCAGCUUAUUGUUAUCCUCUUCGGUAAUGUAAAGCAUUUUAUGUCAACGGUGCACUGCAUAUGCUUGAUUGCUCGUCUUUCCUAUGUUACUCCGAUCCCAUACUGAAUCGCCUGUCUCCGCGGAACAUCCAUUUUUCUUCCAUCUUCUGCCUUCUCUGACCAUUAUCCACCGAAGCAACCAUUCCCUUGUUCCCUCAGCUGAGAAUAGGAGUGAGUCUUCAUUGUGAUUUCCGAUGGAGAAAGUCAACUUCAGAGCCCAUGUCCUAACCAGGCACCUCAACCUUGUUGACCCAAGUCUGGACGAUUCCCUGAUCCUCCAAUCCUCGCCCUGCAUCAGCUACUCUCCGCCGGAGCUGUCGCAACCUGCGGCAGCUUUCGACGAAUUCGAGAUGCGGAGGUUGAUGGGCGGACACCACCUGGAGGACAGGGACUGGCUGUAUGGCCUCAUGGUACAGAGUAAGCUCUUAAACCCGAGAUCAAGAGGUGGCAAGGAUUAUAUUUGUCCCGAUUAUAACCAGUCUAUGGAGCAACAGAGAGAUAUUACCAUGAAGAGAAUUGAAUACCUCUCUGAUUGUGGGUUGUUUCGAGGAUGGCUCACUGAGAAAGGACCUGAAUCUGAGCUGAGGAAGCUUGCUUUUCUAGAUGUAGUAGCGAUUUUUGACCACUCUUUGGGUAUCAAGAUUGGUGUUCACUUUCUUUUGUGGUAUGGGCAUUUCCUUAAAAUUUUCUCCCUGCAGAAAUGUUAAAGAGAUUGUCCAAAAAAAAUCAACUUAGAAGAUUUUGGGUUAUUCAUUUCAUCAUGUCAAGCUUUAAGGAUGAAAUAAUUGGUAUUGGAACCAACCUUGUUGCAUAACAACUGAGGAUUGGGGCUUGUGGGUGCCUGUUAAAAUCUUGCAGUCUUGACAAGGUGUCAAGCUCUCUGAGAGUGUUAGAAGAGUUUGUCCAACAUUUACUAAAUACUCAACUAUAAAAUAAGAAAUCAACAUUCACAAGAUUAUAUCAGUUUGACUUGUGAGGAUGGGAUGUCAAAUCUUAAUAAUAAUAUACGGAGUAUUUUCAAUGGAAUCUCGGGUUUCAAAUUGGAUAGUGUUUGAGGUGACAAGGUGUUGCGAAUGGGUUGAGACAUGAACAUUUUCAGGAGAUUAAGAAACUAGGCCCAUGUAUUUAUUUUAAGUGUAAGAAGCACAAGGAGUGUAGAUUGUUUCUUUCUGAAGCAAUGUCAAUUGCAAAAAACUUGAUAUAGUGGGGAAUGAUUCUUAGAGCUAGGAAAGUUCUGACUUUGGACAUGGAAAGUUGAAAAAAUUCAACCUUUUCAUAAAAUUAAUGUAAGGGGAAACAACUGGACGAACAAGAAUCUUAAAAUAUAUGAAAGGAGUUUUUUUUUAAUGAAGAGAACACAUUGAGAGAACAUUGUAUGCAGGGGCGGACCGUAGUUGAGACCCAGGGGGGCUACCGCUCCCUCAGCAAUUUUUUUUUUUAAAUGUAUGUAUGUACGAAAAAUAAUUUCCGCCCCCCAAAAAAAUAUUAAAAUAUUUUGUUUAAAAGUACCGCUCUCCCAAGAUGAAUUUCCUGGGUCCGCCCCUGAUUGUAUGUGGCACCAUUAGAAUUUUAUGGAACUGCCUGAGAGACAUCAUAGAUGGAGGAAACGUAAUAGUGCCAGAUAGUUUGUCCUCUCCAUGUAUGGGAGAGGACCAUCAUCCAUAGGUGUGCACUGUCAACUUGGCAAGUAAGUUAUGUUCCAUACCAAAUACUUCCCAGUUAUAUUAGAGGAUGGGAGUGAAUUCCUAAUAAGAUUGUACCUUUUUUGGAAAUUUAUUCUUGGAUUGAUGAUGAUUGAGUUAUUUUGGGAUAAAUAUUAUGUAGAUGCCUGCAUACAUACCAAUUUCUUCAUACAAUCUGGCUUAUCUGGUGUACAUUGAUGUCCACUACACCAUUUGAGUGGUUGAGGCCUCUAGGUGUUCGCAUAUUUUCUGAGAUAUUUUGUUCUUUUACGAUUUUUGGGGUGGAGCAAUCCAGUUUCUUGGUACAAAGCGCCACCAUGACAAGUGGGUGAAGGCUGUUUUUCAAUAACCGAGUUAGGACAUGGAAGUAAUGUUCGAGGUAUUGAAACAGUUACAACCUGUGACUCAAAUACCCAAGAGUUUGUCAUUAACACUCCGUGCGAGUCAGCUCAAAAGUAUUGGAUUGGUGGUGCAGCAAAUCAUGCAACGCAUACAGUGGUUUUCUCACAACUCAUCGUUGAUGGAAAAAAUGAAGGGGUACAUGCAUUUGUAGCUCAGAUCAGGGAUAAAAGUGGAAAUGUAUGUCCCAACAUUCGUAUAGCUGAUUGUGGACACAAGAUCGGUUUGAAUGGAGUUGACAAUGGCCGCAUCUGGUUUGACAAUGUCCGGGUACCUAGAGAAAACUUGCUGAAUUCAGUUGCUGACAUGUCCCCAGAUGGGAAGUAUCUUACUGCAAUUAAGGAUCCAGACCAGAGAUUUGGAGCAUUCAUGGCUCCUUUGACAUUUGGACGUGUGACCAUCGCUUCGAGUGCUACUUAUUCAGCAAAGGUUGCCUUGGCAAUUGCCAUAAGGUACUCAUUAACAAGGAGGGCGUUUUCUAUUACACCUAGUGGACCUGAAGUUCUUUUGCUUGAUUAUCCAAGUCAUCAAAGACGGCUUUUGCCUCUUCUCGCAAAGACGUAUGCCAUGAGCUUUGCUGCAAACUCCUUAAAAAUGUUGUAUGUGAAGAGAACACCUGCAAUGAACAAAACCAUACAUGUUGUGUCCAGUGCAUUUAAAGCUACCUUAACUUGGCAUAACAUGAAAACUCUUCAGGAAUGUAGAGAAGCAUGUGGAGGCCAAGGGUUGAAGACUGAAAACCGUAUUGGUCAGUCAAAAGGGGAAUUCGAUGUUCAGUCUACCUUUGAGGGUGACAACAGUGUCCUUAUGCAGCAGGUUAGCGAAGUACUCCUAGCAGAAUAUGUGGCUGCUAAGAGGGCGAAUAAGCCAUUCAAAGGGUUGGGAUUGGAACACAUGAAUGAAUGUACUCCAGUUAUACCUUCACAGCUCUCCAGUGAUGCCCUAAGGAGUAUCAGUUUCCAGAACAACAUACUCUGCCUUCGUGAGAGAGACCUUUUGAAUCGCUUUGCUGCUGAAGUUUCACACAACCAGUCACAAGGACAGAGUAAAGAGCAUGCCUUUGCUGUGAGUUAUCUGCUUGCCGAAGACUUGGAAAGAGCCUUUGCAGACCAUGCAAUUUUUCGAACUUUUGUGGAGGCCGAAGCUUCAGUGAAGUCCAUUCCCCUUAAGAAACUGAAGAGCGAUGCAAUGAAGUUGGGAUUCUUGUCUUUGACCUUUUUGCGAACCUGGGAGCUUCAGAGGAACAAUUAGAUUUUCCUGUUCUUUAUGCCUCUGCUAAAGAAGGAUGGGCUUCAUCGGCUUAUACAAAGAGUCCACCAAACAAUGCCAAAGACAUGUCUGAAUUGUUCGAUACAAUUGUACGCCAUGUUCCUCCACCAACUGCCAAUCUGGAUGCACCUUUUCAUAUGUUGAGAGGUGUAAACAAAAGAUUCCGGUUUAGAAGACAUUCGUGUCAAGGCUUUCAAAAAUCAUUUCGAAGACCGUAUUCUACCUCUUCCACCCUUCAAGUUGGUUCUAAUAUCAUAAUUUUCAACUAUAGUAGUGGGCACGUAGGGCCAUACACCGGAACCUUUAAUAGGUUCCGCCCUGCACGUAUCAUUCUCUUUGCAAAGGACUGUAUUGAUGAAGAUGUGCUGAUUAGAAUAUGUAGAAGUGACGAUAAUGACAAUGUCAUUAGGGUUUUGUGCAUCGAGUUUGUGUUGAAAAGCAUAUUAUGUGCAUUGGCUCAACUAAACAUGACAUUAAAAGAAUUUUUUGCGCUACCGUAUAUUCACACGAACAACGUUGAUAUUAUGAGGUUUGUGUUUCAUUAAUAAUUUGAUUGUGUUUGUAAUUUUUUAAAUAUAGAGUUGUUUAACCUUUAAUCUUUUCCAUAAAUAAUAGGGGAAUUCUUCUAGGCUUGAUGUAUUUGCACCAGAGAGGCAUCACAUUGCCAAACUUGAAUUACGACAACAUUCUAGUUGUGAAAGAAAAGUCAAUGUUUAAAGCUAAGAUAUCUAGCAUAGAGGCUGCUAUACAUGGGAGUCACCGAAGAAAGGAAAUAGAUAUGCAUAAAGUUGGUUUGAUCUUUUAUCACAUACUGGCCGGAGAGUUGCCUAAAGAUCAGAUCCAUUUUAACAUUUAUAUACUGAAUGAAAAUUGUCUAAAUGUUGAAGAGGCUAGACACCUUUUAACUUUGCUUGUUCACCUGAGUCCAUCACAUAGGUAAUGCACUAAAUAUUGUCAA